CUGAUAUUGACAUACAUGUACAUGUGAAAAAAAUGAAAUGUUUGUACAAUUUCCUAAAUACAAUAGACUUGUUUUUCUACCAAUGUAAAGUGCGUAAAUAGAAUUGUAUAGUUUUUCCCUCAACCAAAUAUCAACAAAAUGUAUUCCAGAAUUAAUAUAAAGAACUGCAGCUGUGCUGGAGCCUUUUGUCGGUAUUUGAGUUCAGCUGAAAUAUCCACUGCACUUCGACCAUUUUACUUCAGUGUACAUCCAGAUCUUUUUGGAAAAUUUCCAGAACAAAGAAAAAUUAAUGAAAGUUCAUUGCAACAAUUAAGUGCAUUAUUGGAAGCCCAACAAUCAAGUAGAAGUUUAUCUGUACCUCCACUGUCAUUUUAUUUAAGGCAAAAGAAUAUGCCUGAAGUAUCAUUUGUAGGUGAAUUCAAACUAGUAAAGAUAAAAUUGCAAGGUUCUAAUGUCCGUGAAACAGUGGUGAAAGUUUUACAUGCAUGUGACAUGUCAACAAACUAUGUGGACAAAAUACCUCGCAGCAAACCUCGGAAUGAAUUUGUAAAACCCGAUUUUGCUAAAGCAUAUCAAGAGUUCAAAUCUGAAUUUGAUAAAGCAAAUGAAAUGAAAAGAAAGGUGGAAGAGAGGAAAGCUAUCAAUAAUGUUAUUGAAUGGAUUCAUGACAACGGCUUUAUUGCAAAAGAGAAAUAUGAGUCAACAAUUGCCACAAGAGGACAAGUGAAAAACCUUAUAGAUAGCCUUUGUUCAUUACAUGGUAUUAAAGAAAUAAAAUACGAUAGUGGAUGGAAAAUAAGCCACAUACGCGGUGCUCUCCAAAGCUUAGUUUCUUUGGCUUCUCAGCAUGCAAAAGUUAUGUCGAAUUUAGAAGGCAGGACAAUAGCAUUAGGACAAUUUACGGGUGUAAGCUUAGAUGGCGAUGUUUUCCUUAACAUCAUCGAUGUAAGAAACGAAUGGCUUUCGUUAAUAAAAAAAGUUAGCCAAGAAGACAGUGCCUUAAUUAUAAUACCUAACUACGAAAAAGCGCUAUCGAGCAUUUUGAGAGAAAUACACAUUUGCAGAAGAAAAUACAUGCCCAAAGUAUCAGCACACCAAUACUGUAGUCAUCUCAGACAGUUGAUUACUUCAAUCGGCGACUUUUACGGGCGCGGCAAUAAGUUUCCAUCCUCUGUACCAAAUUCACUCAGCAAAUAUGAAAUCGUCGUUGAACCCGAAGCUGGUCCACUCAUGGUAUCCCCCACGGGUCAAUUCAUAACGCCUUCGUCUUGUCCAGCCGAUGAACUAAUCGCCUUCAUAGCCAACAACCUUGACGAAGCCACCACUUUGAUGACGGAAUACAGCAUAAAUAAACACGUCGAAAAAGCACUUUACAAGGAGGUGAAGGAAAGAUUUGGCCUGUUGGAGCUAAAUAAAGAUGACAGCAUAACUCCAGCUUUAAUGAUUUUAUGCUGUCAAAGAUUGCUUACUCGAAUAGAUAAAAUUGGCUCGAAAUUACAAGGGAACAUUCUAUACAUAACACAUUACUACUCUGUACUCUCAGACGGUGUGUUGUGCAUACCUUGGGACUUCAAAUAAUCAUGUUGAUUAUUAUAUGUAGAUCAAUGUAAAAAAAACAGUAAAAGAUACUGAGCAUAUUAAACAAAGUGGAUUUUCAUUUUAUUUUCUUAUAAUAUUGAAACAUGUUGUGCGCGAUAAGUUUCUGUUUGCAAAGAAAACGAAUUAAAAGAGUUCGAAUGUUUAUUUACAAUAAUUAGCAGUCUUUUAUGAAUAACAUUAAAAAUAUAAUAGCAUUAAUAUAUUACAAAGAUGAAUAUAUUGUAUAAAUGUAAUUUAAUAAAUUUAAUCUAUUACAGAAAUUUAAAAAAAUCUAAGUAAAUAAAUAUAUACAAUUUUAAAUUUUGCUGAACAAUGUGUCCGCUAUAGAUGGAAUAUGUACCUAUUGAAAAUGGAAAAUGUUUUUAAAUGAUAGGUUACAACAAUUUCCAUUUCAUGCUUAAAAAAGUAUUAAUUUAGGAUUCUAUGUCAAUAAAUAAAAGGAGGAAAACAAAACGCGACAAGACGGUUUAUUUAUUUUAUUUGUCUAGCGUGUACUAUGUGAAGCUGUCUUGUCACAUCAAACGAAAUGUAAAACACGAGGACGAGGUAAGUACUCCAUAAAUCAAUAAAAAGCGUUCACUGCUACUACGAUUGCUGCUUCUAAAAUACAAAAAGUCUGACAUAAUAUAAUUAUCUCUUUACCUGUCGUCGUACAGCAGCCGCUUCGCACAAUACAUAGUGGAACGAAAAGACCGGCAAACAUAAUUGGAGUGCCAAUUUCCAAUUAGGGAUUUUUUAAUCAGACAACACCAUUGAAAUAACCACUUCAAAAUUUGGCCAGACACGAGCGACAAACCACCCAAAAAGCGUCGGCUAAAGCUAAGAUGGCACUAAGCACCCACCUACCACCUAGAGACCAAGUGCCAAGCUUACGUAGUAAUACUGCAUAAGCGUGUGAAACGCUCCCAAACGUCGCUAUAGAAGUUUGCCCCUGUACCCUAAACACGAAAACAUAGCAAGAAAGUAUAGACCAGGGUCGAUAAUUUUUGAGACCAAAAAAAUUAUAGUAGGAUGAAACCCAUUGGAAAAGGUAGAGAAUAGAACAAAAAUGAAAGGAAAUAGUAUAUUUCAUUACUAGUACGGAAUGGUUGUCAUUGCAAAGAGUUCCGACAAAUGUCUACCCGAGCCGAAGGCGAGGGUUGACAGUCGGAACGAGUUGCAAUGACGGUUCCGUACGUGUACUGAACGACUAUUUUUAAUACAGUUGCGAAAAAAUGAAGCAAUUUAAUCAAAUUAUAAAAACACAAUAAACUCAAUUAACUAAUCAUUUAUUUCUUAUAAAAGUUAUAAUUCACAUACACAUUGAAAUUGGUACAAUUCUUUAUACUAACUGGGGAAGUUUUACGUUGCAUAUUUACUGUUUGAGACAAACUAUUAUUAAUUUCGUAUGAUUGUUCAUGUAUAUUUGUCAUACAAUGGGGUUUGCUAGUUGAUGGAAUUGGAUCUGAUGAAUUAUCAUUAUCAACGAAGGUACUCGUAGAUGGACGAACGUUCUCUUCAGCAUGUGAAGGAGACGGACUGGACCUUAAAUUAAUGGAUUGUGUGAUCUUUUUCCCAGUUUCUAGUUUGUUGUUUAAUGAAUCACCAAUAUAGCUUUCUGCAACUUUGUCCGAUUUCCAACCACCUAGUUGCUUUAAGGACGUCAAAUUGGCUCCUGAAUCUGCCAAUAAUGUAGCAGAGGUCCUUCUGAAGCUGUGCCCAGUAUAACACUCAGCAUCCGGCAGACCAAGAAACGUAGCUAUUUCUUUUGGCAUAUUACCAAAUUUGUUUAUGCCGAUUACUUGAGCUGUACACUUCCCUAUUUGGAAAUUUUGAAAAAAAACGGUCGGAUUUUCCUUUUUGGGACCGCUGGUUCAUAUAUUUUUUCACUAUUGUGAGAAAAUCUCCUUCAACAACAAAGCUUCGCGGUAUCUUAUUUUUUGUGUUUGGAAUCUUGAUAAGUAGCAUUUCUCCAUGGGCUUCAAUAUCUUUUAAAGUAAUAUUGGCUAACUCCUCUCUGCGGCAAGCUCCAACAACGCCAAAAAUCAGAGCAACCUAGAAAACGAUUUGAUUCAUAUAACUAAUGUAUUGACUGUAUUUUGCGAUUUUGUAAACUGAACACUAAAGAAAAAUGUAGAUAUGUAUACUUAUUAAUAAAUUACCUUUGUGGCUAAAUAACAAUCAUCGGGAGCUUCUUUCAAAAACCUUUCCACGUCAUUCGAUGUUAAUAUUUUCGACUUUUUACUGGUAAACCCG
Chilo suppressalis (striped riceborer) is the source of this 3834-nucleotide messenger RNA. Lineage: Eukaryota; Metazoa; Arthropoda; Insecta; Lepidoptera; Crambidae. The record is from the annotation of a GenBank genome assembly.